Vitis riparia (riverbank grape) is the source of this 1480-nucleotide messenger RNA. Its product is annotated as WD-40 repeat-containing protein MSI2. NCBI's taxonomy places the organism in Eukaryota, Viridiplantae, Streptophyta, Magnoliopsida, Vitales, Vitaceae. Gene Ontology annotation, cellular component: nucleus. Gene Ontology annotation, biological process: regulation of gene expression. The coding region runs from base 87 to 1295 and encodes 402 amino acids. The record is from RefSeq and is a predicted model, not a curated record. Gene Ontology annotation, molecular function: histone binding. The transcript is spliced from 6 exons.
CCCUCCCUCACCUAAGAGCUCCGUACCCUUGGCGGGAAAAAACCAGAUUUUGGCGGGGGAAAACCAGAAAUUGCAGAGGGAGAGCGAUGGGAGAAGAAGAAGAAAUGAGUGUUGAGCAGGUGGAGGAGGAGUUCACAGUGUGGAAGAAGAACACUCCAUUUCUCUACGAUCUCAUCAUCUCUCACCCCCUCGAAUGGCCUUCUCUCACCGUUCAAUUCCUCCCAUCUCCUCCGCUCCCCUACGCCCUCGACUCAUUCUCCGUUCACAAACUUGUCCUCGGGACCCACACCUCCGACGGCUUCCCCAACUACCUCAUGGUCGCCGACGCAUUCCUCCCCAGAAACACCGCCGCCCCAUCUGAGCAAAACCCCACCAUUCCUAAGGUGGAGAUAACGAAGAAAAUACAUGUGGAUGGAGAAGUAAAUCGAGCUCGGUGUAUGCCACAAAACCCAGAUAUGGUUGCUGCUAAGACAAGUGGUUUGGAAGUAUAUGUUUUUAACCGUGGAAAGCCGUCGGUGGGGACCGAAGGACGGUCUUGCAAUCCUGAUCUGAGGUUAAGGGGUCAUGAGAAAGAAGGGUAUGGGUUGUCUUGGAGUCCCUUUAAAGGGGGUUAUGUUUUGAGUGGUUCAAAUGAUUGCAAGGUAUGCUUAUGGGAUGUGUCUGCAUCUGCUGAAGAUAAAGUGCUAGGCGCAAUGCAUGUUUACGAGGCUCAUGAAAACGUGGUAGAAGAUGUGUCCUGGCAUUUGAAGAAUGAAAAUCUAUUUGGAUCAGUGGGGGAUGAUUGUCGAUUAAUGAUCUGGGACUUGCGCUCGGACAAACCUCAGCAUUCUGUUAUAGUUCAUGAGAAAGAGGUGAAUUUUCUUUCUUUCAAUCCAUAUAAUGAAUGGAUUCUGGCUACAGCAUCUUCAGACACUACAGUUGGGCUGUUCGAUAUGCGGAAGCUGAACUCACCAUUGCAUGUUUUAAGCAGCCACACGGAGGAGGUAUUCCAGGUAGAAUGGGAUCCCAAUCAUGAAACUGUGUUGGCUUCUUCUGCUGAUGACCGGAGGUUGAUGGUUUGGGAUCUUAACAGGAUUGGGGAGGAGCAGUUAGAAGGCGAGGCUGCAGAUGGUCCUCCUGAGCUUCUCUUUUCUCAUGGGGGUCAUAAAGCCAAGAUAUCAGACUUCUCCUGGAACAAAAAUGAGCCAUGGGUUAUUUCAAGUGUAGCUGAGGACAAUAGUCUUCAGAUCUGGCAAAUGACCGAGGGUAUUUAUCGAGACGAGGAUGGCACACAAACUGCUGAUGAUCAUUCAUAGAUGAACUAAAAGACAUUCUCGCCAUUUUAUGAGUCAGAAUUUGAUACAGGCUGUAAUUAUGUUUUUGUCAGAAACCAAUUACUGACUUUCAUCUAAGAAAAUUGUUGCUUAGUUUUACCUUUGAACAUGUGUGAAUUUCUGCUGUAAGCUCUGUUAUAAGAAAGUUCUCGAUUAGGUUAACACGA